ACGUUUCAUCUUAUAAUUUUGAUAGCCAUAACGACCAUAUCGGCCAUGCACGCAAGUCACGUGUCAGACAGGAUGGAAUCCCAAAAUCCACGUGACUUCAUGCCAACAGGAAUAUUCUGGCACACGUGACCACUACUGGUCAGUACCGGUAUAAGUCACGUGACCGGCCGCCGCUCGGCCCGCAGCCGAAUCACUCUGGUAUGGGACGUCACAGCCGGGCCGCGUGACGUCACCGGAGAGAGUGUACUUAAGCGUGCGAGGCGGCACAGCGCAAACUGUUGGGUGUCCGAUCCAGAGGAGGGAACGGGUAGGACGGACCCUCCCGAGAGAGUUCACAGGCCCGAUGAGCGCACUUCGCUCUACGUCUGAACUCUGAGAGCGACUCUUAGAGGAUGCAGACAGCUGAUAAACUUCAGAGAAACAUCUGAGGAGCGUCGGAGGGAGAAGCUUCUGAGGACAUCUCAGAAGAAGCAAGAAGUAGCUGUUCGAGCUGGAGUCGAGUGGAGUGAAAGUCAGCUUCACGUCUCAUCAGCUAACCAAGAUGCCGCCCAACAUCCACGCCGCCGCGGAGGUGGUCGAUGAACAUACUCACGUGCCGGAGCCGGUGCACGAGCCGGUCGUCAUCUCGGACAUCAACGCCAACAAGGUGCUGGCCACGUCUGUGUCUCCGGUCACCGAAGCUGAAAAGCCUGCAGCAACAUCAACUCCAGUGCCGAGGAUCCUGGUUCCCCGCAGCAUGCUGCUUCUCACUGUUCUUCACGUGAUGGCUGCGCUCGGCUGGUGGCAUGUCUUCACCGACUGCGACCGGCGCACCUUCUACCACGCCUGGCUCUGGGGGAUCGCCAGCGGUCUGGGCGUGACUGCCGGCGCUCACCGUCUCUGGGCUCACCGCGCCUACAGCGCCAGCCUUCCGCUCCGCGUCGUGCUCAUGAUCAUGUUCACCAUCAGCGGACAAAACGACAUCUACGAGUGGGUGCGCGAUCAUCGGCUGCACCACCGCCACUCGGAGACCGACGCUGACCCGCAUAACGCCACCCGAGGAUUCUUCUUCGCGCACUGCGGCUGGCUGAUGGUACGCAAACACCCGGAGGUUCGUAGGCAGGGAGCCAAAGUGGACCUGUCCGACCUGCUGGCCGAUCCGGUGGUGGCGUUUCAGCGCAGCUGGUUCGUCCCGAUGGUACUCAGCUGGAGCUUCAUCAUUCCGUCGCUGAUCCCGCACCUGGCCUGGGGGGAGAGUCUCAGCAUCGCGCUGCUCAUCUCCACCGCCCGCCUGGUGACGUCACUGCACUGUACGUGGCUGGUGAACAGCGCUGCGCACAUCUGGGGCAUGCACCCGUACGACGACCACAUCCACCCGGCGGAGAACCUGGGCGUGGCCAUCGCGGCGCUGGGCGAGGGAUGGCACAACUACCAUCACGUCUUCCCCUGGGACUACAGGGCGGCUGAACUGCCUGGCUACGGCGCCAAUCUCACCACUGGGUUCAUUGACCUAUGCGCGCAUUUUGGAUGGGUGUGGGGCCGUAAAACGGUGCCACGUGACAUCAUCAAAAGGCGCGCCAAACGUACCGGAGAUGGCAGUUGGGAGCCGCAUCCUGAGCUGACUGAUUCCGGUAACAUGUAGCAGAGCAUAGUGCUGCCAUCGUGUUUGGACUUGGUACCGGGAACCGGAUGUUAUAUUGUUUAUGCGGAGUGCAUGACGGUGAUUGCAGGGCUCACGGGUUAUCGCUUUGAGCGAAAGAGAGCAAGCAGCUGGACUGCUGGGGAGGUUUCCCAAAGACUUUAGGAGAAGGAAGUGUUUUUAUGAAGUGUUUGGCAUGUUUAUUGAUAUGUGGGCAUGGCGCCAUGAUGAAUUGGAAAGGCUCUUCUUCUUGCGGAUAGGCCUUUUUAGCGGCGGCAUUUUGUUGUGCCCAGUUGAGUGUGCUGUGACGUUUUCGUCAACCGGGACAGAUCAUUUUGAGGCGGAUCUCGAUGGAUGAUUUCGUUUGACAUUUGUGAAUAUGCUGUGCCAUUUGGGUGUCGCUUUCGCCGCCUUAUAUACAUUUUAGUGGUCACUGGGCCAGGAUUCACCGGUCUUAUCAAGUUGGACGUUUCCGAUAAGAAAAUAUUCUUAGACUUAUUUCUAUCAUUAAUAUCAUGAUUAUUUUAACAAUCAAAUUUUAUCGAACAAGGAAGACGGUAUAGGACCUUAAUAUUUCUUUAUAUAUCUCACGCUUUCACUGAUCAUAUGAUUUUCCAUUCAUCAACCAGGUAGGUGUCCAUUUUUUAUCAAUGCAAUUCAAUGAGGGUUAGAAUAUUCCCUUUCCGGAAUCAAUGUUUUGCUAUAGUAUAUUUCUUGUUAUGGUAAGAACAUCCGGAAGCAUGGUUGAGAAACUUCCCCAAACAAUGCAACCAGGUGGUAGACAUACGAACGAGACGCGUUAUUGUUUCGCUGUAAAUAAACAUUGCUUGUGGUCCGGGAAAAAA
Amphibalanus amphitrite is the source of this 2463-nucleotide messenger RNA. RefSeq names its product acyl-CoA Delta-9 desaturase-like. Gene Ontology annotation, biological process: unsaturated fatty acid biosynthetic process. Bases 542 to 1621 code for a protein of 359 amino acids. The transcript has a single exon. NCBI's taxonomy places the organism in Eukaryota, Metazoa, Arthropoda, Thecostraca, Balanomorpha, Balanidae. The record is from RefSeq and is a predicted model, not a curated record. Gene Ontology annotation, cellular component: endoplasmic reticulum membrane. Gene Ontology annotation, molecular function: stearoyl-CoA 9-desaturase activity; iron ion binding.